Ooceraea biroi (clonal raider ant) is the source of this 1580-nucleotide messenger RNA. RefSeq lists its product as uncharacterized. Gene Ontology annotation, molecular function: nucleic acid binding. Lineage: Eukaryota; Metazoa; Arthropoda; Insecta; Hymenoptera; Formicidae. The record is from RefSeq and is a predicted model, not a curated record.
CAAAUACAACGGUUUUUUGUUUUUUGCAAUUGGACCAUUUUUCAGUGAGUUACAGCGUUUCAAAGUUUAUAGCGUCUCUCCAUGGUCCGUGCCUUGCGUACUUUAGUGGCCCGCAUUCGGCUUCUCAUCACUUCUUGGUGAGACAGAUUUUGAGAUGGCUGAUUACAUUCCCAAUGAAAUUGUCGGUUAUUCAUUCUAUUAUUAAUUAUGGGGGAUUAUAGCCCAGCGGAAAUAGUCGAUAUGAUAAAAAUAGUCGUGCAAUUACAACUUGAAAGCAGCGCAAAGGGUGUAUGCCACUAGGUUUCCCGACAGGCGACACCCGACGCGCAAGACUAUGAAAUUAUUGCUUCGCCGUGCUCAACAGGGUCAUUUAAAACGUACCAGGAGAAAGACUGGCCCAAAAGAAAAUAACAUUCUGGUGACGCUGGCAGUAGUUGAACUAAACCCCAACAUCUCGACAAGGAAUAUUGAAAACGAGCAUGGUAUUCCACAAAAGACAGUAAGUCGAGUAUUGAGAUUUGUAAAAUUCCACCCCUACCACAUUGUUUUGACACAGCAGCUCCAAGCUGGAGACUUUAACCGUAGGCUUCAAUUUUGCAACUGGGCUAGAAAUCAAUAUCGGAGAGACCCUUAUUUCUUCAUGCACGUCCUGUUUACAGAUGAAGCAACAUUUACCAACCGAGGAGGACUGAACCGACACAACUGCCAUUAUUGGUCUAAUAAUAAUCCACAAUGGCAGCGGAGCGUGGAAUACCAGCACCAAUGGUCGAUUAAUGUUUGGGGUGGCAUUAUCGGGACCCAUGUAAUUGGACCUCACUUUUUCGAAGGCCAUUUAAAUAGGGAAACCUACUUGCGAUUUAUGCAAAGUGAGUUGCCAAACCUCCUCGAAGAUGUAGAUCUCUGCACUCGUCGUAGGAUGUGGUGGCAGCAAGAUGGUGCUCCUGCCCAUAGGAGUCGCUUGAUCACCAUAUACCUCAACGAAAAAUUCCAUAGAAAGUGGAUUGGAAUGGGUAGUCGAACCCAUGAGUGGCCAGCAAGAUCUCCUGAUCUCACGCCUAUGGACUUUUUCUUGUGGGGUUAUAUCAAGGAAAAGGUGUUUGCGAUACAACCAACAACUAUGACAUGAAACUGCGAAUUAAACGCGCUUUCCAAGGUAUCACUGACGGUACACUGCAAAGAGUCGAAAACAAUUUUCGAUUACGCGUGAUACAAUGUAUCGAUGAAAAUGGAGGCGUAUUUGAACACUUGCAAUAAGACUUUGCGUGAGAGGCAAAGGAACUCGCGUUAAUCAAGCACCCCGAAUCGUGAGAGGCUAGGGGACUCGCGUUAAUCAAGCACCUCGUAGGGAACAGAAACCUACUACAUCCACACCGUUGUUCCUGGGUAGCGCUAAAAGUAGGAUAGUAGAUAGAACGGGUGCACCUGUCAAGGUUAUGUGAAGGGUAACUUUUUUUUGUAAAAUGGAUCUCCCUAUUUCUCAUUAUCACGGACCAUGGAGAGACGCUAUAAACUUUGAAACGCUGUAACUCACUGAAAAAUGAUCCAAUUGCAAAAAACAAAAAACCGUUGUAUUUCUCUCA